CGAGGUGGAGUUACAGAUGUCACUUUGGCAUACCAUUGCAGCAUCAUUGCAAGAAGAUAUCUAGUAUAAAGUAUGACUUGCAUAGACAAAUAUUCAUUUAACGACAACGAUGUAGAAAACGUAAGAGUUUUCAUUAGAGUUCGACCACUCAGAGAUGAAGAAAAAACUGUGAAGAACAAAAACCUUUUAGAAGUGAAUCACACCGUGAUAUCCCUGAAGAAAAGUGACACCACCAAAACGUUCAAGUUUGCACGCAUAUUUGACGAAAACAGUACCCAAAUGGAUAUAUAUCGAUGCAUAGCAGUACCGAUAGUUCAGCAAGUGCUCCAAGGCUACAACGGUACCAUCUUUGCGUACGGCCAAUCAGGCACUGGAAAAACAUACACCAUGAUUGGAGACAUAUUCAACACUGACCUGAGAGGUAUCGUUCCUAACAUUUUCACUCAUAUAUUCGCACAAAUCAGCCUGGCUAACAACGAUCUAUCAUACGCCGUAACAGCUACCUAUCUCGAAAUUUACAAUGAAGAGAUCAGAGACCUCCUAUCAGAAACGCCUCAGAAGAAACUAGCGUUGAGAGAGAAGCCUGAACUCGGGGUGUUCGUUAACGAUCUGAUAGGCUUCACCGUAAACUCUCUUGGCGAGAUGAUGGAGAUCCUCGCUAGAGGCAACAAGAACCGUGCUACAGGGUCUACAAAGCUCAACGAGAGCAGUUCCAGAUCACAUGCUAUAUUCGCGAUUCUGGUCGAAACCAAGAACAAUGUGACUGGCAAAACCACUUUCGGGAAGCUCAACCUAGUUGACCUAGCAGGAUCCGAACGAGUCCACAAGACAAUGGCUACAGGUGACAGGUUGAAAGAAGCAGGUAAAAUAAAUCUAUCGCUAUCUGUACUAGCGAAUGUUAUCUCAGCCCUCGUAGAUGGAAAGUCGACGCAUAUUCCCUACAGGAACUCCAAGUUAACUAGGUUGUUACAGGACUCGCUAGGAGGGAAUUCACUCACAGCAAUGAUAGCUAUGAUAAGUCCCAACUUCCUGGAUUCCCAAGAGAGUUUAUACACUCUCAUGUACGCGGAUAGAGUGAAACAUAUCCAGAAUCGCGUAACAGUCAAUCUGGAUAAAGGUAGUCUCAUCCAGACUCUAGAAUCAAAAAUCAUUGAGUUGAGGAAUCAAUUACAAACGCUCACAUUGGAAGAAGAGAAGGAACUAAAAAAACUCCGCAAGAAGAGUAAAACUUCCUUGAACAAAGAAGAGUUAGAUAAGAUUGAAAUGGAGAAAAAUGUGUUGCAGAAUAAAAUAGACAUGGUACAGAAGAAGAUUUUGGUAGGUGGACAAAACCUCGCAGAAAAAGCUCAACAACAAAUAGAGCUGAUAGAAAACACAGCCAUCGAGCUCAAACACCUGGAUAGCUCACACCAACUCCUAGAAGAAAUAUUGUACUACAAGGAGAAAGAGAAGAAAUUGGUAGGACAAAGCUAUGCGACCUUACAAGAGGAGGAUAAAGAACUAGAUAGGGGUAUCGAAGAAACUGAGAAAUUAUUGGCCAAAGCUACUCAGAUUUUGGUUACCAAGGAAAUGGAGUAUCAGAAUGAGGUUAGCUCACUGUUGCACACGAAUAAGUCUCUAGCCAAAGAAAUGGGUCUGGUUCAGUUUAUCAUGAAUCAAAGCACGCCGAAAGAGUAUUUGGAUGAAAUCAAAUCGAAGAUAACGUGGGACGAGAAUAUGCAAGAAUGGCAGAUGAAAGGAAUAGCCUACUGCGGGAAUAAUUUGAGGCGGAGUAGAUCUAGAUCUGUUACGCAAAGCACAAGUUCUAAAUCAGUUUACUUUCGGUAUCCGUCGAAGACUAGGAAAUAAUGAUUAUUUUACUCUGAGAGCAUGUCGUUUUUUUUAGAGUCCUCAGAAGAUGUCUCGUUUUUUAAUGCUUUCUCAUCCCAAUACUGAAUAUUGAAUAGGCCGAUUCGUGAAAAUGGCUCUAGAAUGAAAAAAAAAAAAGGCAAUUUUUGAACUACAUUCUGUAUGCAUAUUUCAACUGAGAGGAUUUUCUAAUCCGUCAAUUAGAAGAGAAUGUUCAUUCAAUCGCCAAAAACAUUCUUAUUAACUAAUGGAGUAACAGCUGUUAAAGUAUCACGAAUUGCAAAACUAUGUAUGUUUUUUGGAUUCCCCUGUAUUCCAACGAUAUUUUUAUUCCCACACAUGACCUACUGAUUUUCCACAAGGGUUGUGUCUUUAUUUUCGAGAAUAGGAGUGACUUUACCAGUUUUUAACUUGUAUGGAAAAUCACCUCUCACAAAUGACGUAUUUUUAUCAAAGGAAG
Messenger RNA from Phaedon cochleariae (mustard beetle), 2308 nucleotides. Lineage: Eukaryota; Metazoa; Arthropoda; Insecta; Coleoptera; Chrysomelidae. The record is from the annotation of a GenBank genome assembly.